CACUCCACGAGCCACAUGGUUAUGCAAGGCAGAAGGUGGGGCCCAAUCUACCUCCAAAUUAAAUACAUGGACAGAACAUGAAGCCCACAUUCUGAGUAAAGGCGCACGAGGAGUGCAAACUCCAUCAUGGAGCUAUCUGUGGCAGUCACACUUUUCCUUGUCAUCUACCUGUCUUGCCUUGCCAUUGUAUCAUUUAAGAAGAAAUUAUCGAGCAAGGGGAGGCUUCCUCCGGGACCCACUCCUUUGCCUCUGAUCGGGAAUUUCCUGCAGAUCAAGUCAUUAGAAAUCUUAACAUCUCUUCUCAAGCUUCGAGAAAAAUAUGGCCCUGUGUUCACUGUAUAUUUCGGAACCCGUCCGAUUGUGGUCUUGUGUGGACAUGAUGCUGUGAAGGAGGCCCUGAUAGACAAGGCAGAAGAAUUCAGUGGAAGAGCCACCAAUCCUACUCUGGAAAGGACCUUCCAAGGUCAUGGAGUGGUAUUUUCCACCGGGGAGCGCUGGAAGCAACUACGCCGGUUCUCCCUCACCGUCUUGAGGGAUUUCGGAAUGGGGAAAAAAUCCAUUCAAGAGCGGAUUCAAGAGGAGGCUCAGUUCCUGCUGGAGGAAUUCAAGAAAACUAAGGAGAAACCCUUUAAUCCUGCCUUCAUCCUCAGCUGCGCUGUCUCCAAUGUUAUUUGCUCCAUUGUAUUUGGUAAUCGCUUUGACUAUGAGGAUAAGGAUUUCCAGGCCAUUAUGGAAAUGAUGAACAGCAGCUUUCGGGAGAUGAGCUCAGCCAGAGCCCAGUUGUACGACAUCUAUGUCAGCAUCCUGAAGUACUUCCCAGGGCCCCAGGAUAAAGUCUAUGACCUCCUGGGUGGGAUUAGGACUUACAUUGCCAAGAGAGUGAAAAAGAACCAAGAGACCCUUGACCCCAACUUCCCACGGGACUUCAUUGACUGUUUCCUCAUCCAGAUGGAAAAGGAAAAAGAUAACCCAUCCAGUGAAUUUAACAUGAGAAACCUGGAGCUCACAGCUCUUACUCUUUUCUUCGGCGGAACAGAGACUGUCAGCUCCACCUUGAGAUAUGGAUUUCUGCUCCUGAUGAAAUAUCCUGAAGUCCAAGCAAAGGUGCAUGAAGAAAUUGACCAAGUGAUUGGACAGAACCGUGCCCCAAAUAUUGAAGACCGGAGCCAGAUGCCAUAUAUGGAUGCUGUCAUCCAUGAAGUGCAGAGGGUCAGUGACCUGUUUCCCAUGGCCCUGCCCCACAUGGUUACGCGUGACACUGAAUUCAGAGGCUACAUGAUUCCCAAGGGAACGGAAGUCUACCCUGUGCUCAGUAGUGUCCUGCAUGACCCCACAAUGUUUAAAAACCCUCAUGCUUUCAACCCAGGGAAUUUCUUGGAUGAGAAUGGAUGCUUCAAGAAGAAUGAUGCUUUUGUGCCAUUUUCUUCAGGGAAGAGGAUCUGUUUGGGAGAAGCCUUGGCCCGAAUGGAACUUUUCCUCUAUUUCACCACCAUCUUGCAGAGCUUCCGGCUGAAGCCCCUUGUGACCCCAGACAAAAUUGACACAACACCCGCUGAGAAUGGAUCUGCAGUCAUCCCACCCUUCUAUGAAUUUUCUGUCAUCCCACGCUAACUGGGAGAGCCUUUGUCCACAGCCAUAACUCUAUAAUAUAAGUCAUAUUCCCCCACCUACAUUAGGGAGAAGAGAUGACACUCAUUUUUUUCUAGCUCUCAAAUGGUUGACUUCCAUCCCACAACAGCAGAAUAGGGAUUUUUGGAAUUGAGUGCUAUUGAACCCACCAGCUUGUGGAUUGGUAACACAGGAUUCAUUACAAACUUUUCAAUUUGUGACCCUUGUGCAAGCAGGACUACUGACUGACAGGUCAGUGAUUUGAAUCCAGGGAGAGCGUGGAUGAGCUCCCUCUGUCAGCUCCAGCCCCCCAUGCGGGGACAUGAGAGAAGCUUCCCACAAGGAUGGUAAAACAUCCGGGCGUCCCCUGGGCAACGUCCUUGGAGAUAUACAAUUCUCUCACACCAGAAGCGGCUUGCUGUUUCACAAGUUACUCCUGACAUGAAAUUGACAGCAACAAUUUUUCCUGUCAAAAUUACUCUGUGCAGGGGUGAGAAGAGCGGAGUAGAAAUGUUGUAAAUAAAUAAAUAAAAUAA
Anolis sagrei ordinatus is the source of this 2144-nucleotide messenger RNA. RefSeq names its product cytochrome P450 2G1-like. Gene Ontology annotation, molecular function: oxidoreductase activity, acting on paired donors, with incorporation or reduction of molecular oxygen, reduced flavin or flavoprotein as one donor, and incorporation of one atom of oxygen; arachidonate epoxygenase activity; heme binding. Gene Ontology annotation, biological process: xenobiotic metabolic process; epoxygenase P450 pathway. Gene Ontology annotation, cellular component: intracellular membrane-bounded organelle; cytoplasm. Lineage: Eukaryota; Metazoa; Chordata; Lepidosauria; Squamata; Anolidae. The record is from RefSeq and is a predicted model, not a curated record.